Molecule: messenger RNA, 900 nt
Organism: Tinamus guttatus (white-throated tinamou)
Lineage: Eukaryota; Metazoa; Chordata; Aves; Tinamiformes; Tinamidae
Source: RefSeq, a predicted model, not a curated record
ACUGUGGUCUUGAUUCUUUUGACAGAAAAUGAACUGCCUGGCAAAGUUGUGUGGGUGACAGGAGCUUCGAGUGGAAUCGGAGAGGAAUUGGCUUACCAGCUAGCCCGGAUAGGAGCCUUGCUCGCCAUCUCAGCGAGGAGAGAGGACGAGCUGCAGAGAGUGAAAAAGAAGUGCCUUGAGAUCAGCAACUUGGGUGAUAAAGAUAUCCUUGUCUUGCCACUUGACUUGACUCAAAGAAGCUCUCACGAGGCUGCAACCAACAGCGUCCUUAAGCAUUUUGGCAAGAUUGAUAUUUUGAUCAACAAUGGUGGACGUUCCCAGCGCUCUCUGUUUGUGGAUACAAACCUGGAUGUUUUCAGUGCCAUCAUGGAACUUAACUACCUGGGUACAAUCUCUCUAACAAAAUAUGUCCUGAAUCACAUGAUCCAAAGGCGAAAAGGGAAGAUUGUCACCGUGAGCAGCGUGAUGGGUAUCAUGGGAGCCCCUCUUGCCUCUGGGUACUGCGCCAGCAAACAUGCUCUGCAGGGCUUUUUCAAUUCUCUCCGGACUGAGCUCACUGACUACCCUGAGAUAAGUAUUAUAAACAUCUGCCCAGGACCUGUCCAGUCUAAGAUUAUACAAAACGUCUUUACGGAGAAUCUUGGAAAGUCCCUGGAGAGCAGCGGGGACCAGUCGCACAAGAUGAGGACCGACCGCUGCGUGCGGCUCACGCUGGUGAGCACGGCCAACGACAUCAAGGAGGCCUGGAUCAGCGACAACCCCUACCUGGCCGUGUGCUACCUGUGGCAGUACGCGCCCACCUGGGCCUGGUGGCUCAUGAACAAGAUGGGCAAGAGGAGGAUCCAGAACUUCAAGAGCGGCGUGGACGCUGAUGCUUCUUACUCGAGAAAGAGUAAGUGA